AUGAGAUUCCUCACGCUUUUCUCGCUGAUUUGCUCUUUCCUUCUCGUCGUGCAGGCCCAGCCGCCCGCACAGAACUGGGAAAACGUCAAGUACGAAAGAAUGGUGGACGUUCUCAAGUCCUACGUCAAGGAACGGCACGUUAUCCAUGCCAAGAACAUAGCCGUCGAGCCCACCGACGAGUACUACUUUGCGAUCCCCAGCUACCUGAAAGACGAGGUUUCGCUGUUCGUGGCGAUCAUCGACAAGCCGCGGUACCAGGACCCGCUUCUGACGGCCGAAUUGGUCGAGGACCUGUCGUCGGACGAAAUUGCCUACUACAAAACUAAGCUUCCGUACCCAAUUGCUCCAAAAUCCGAGAUCCAUCUGUCUUUCUCGUUUAUCCUCACAAACCAGCUCGAGGCGGCUCCUAAAGAAGGCCCAAUGGGCGCCAAACAGACAAUCUUCUUCAAAACCACAAGACUGGCUCUUUCUGCCUACGACACUCUCCAAUACGAGCUGAAAAUUCUCGGUGCCAACGAGGCUCAGGAAGUGUUGGUCGACCUGCCCGCCAACGUUGAUCCCGAGGAGUUCAAGCCGUCUGUGCAAAACAGGUUCCUUGUUUACGGUCCGUACACCAAACGGUUCAAAGCACACAGCAACCUGCCGUUGGUGUUGAUUUUCACCAAGAUCCAGCCGCUCCCCUUCGUGCACAGCCUCAAGAGAGACUUCUGGGUGUCGCACUGGAGCGACUCGUUGCAGUUGGAGGAGUACUACGAGCUCACCAACCACGGAAUCCAGCUCAGCCAGGGCUUCUCCAGAGUCGACUGGAUGAACGGUAAGUACACAAUGAGACCAACACCUGUGAUCACCUCGAUCCAGAUACCUUUGCCAAAGGACGUGGACACCACAGACGUUUACUUCGUCGACAAGGUCGGCAACGUGAGCACCUCGCUGUUCCACAACGGCGAGCUCGUGCUCAAGCCCCGGUUCCCUAUUUUUGGUGGCUGGAACUACAACUUCACCAUUGGAUGGUCCAACAAGCUCUCGAGCUUCCUGAAACACAACAACGACAACCACGUGCUGCGCGUGCCUCUUCUCAACGGGCUGAACGACGCAACCUACGAAAACGUCGAGUUCUCGGUGUAUCUUCCUGAAGGAGCCAAGUUUAUCAACAUCGAGAGUCCAAUCGACUACAAGGAGCUUACUGUUAGCCAGGAGUUCUCCUACCUAGACAUCACCACGGGCCACACCAAGGUCACGCUGGUGUACGACAACCUGGUGGACGAGAUGAGAGACUUGGAGGUGCUUGUGGAGUACGAGUAUGGACUGGCUGGUCUGCUCCGCAAGCCUCUGGCUGCGUCCGUGUACAUUUUUGGAGCCUUGCUUGGUCUGUUCUUCCUGCGGAAAAUCGACCUCUCCAUCAAACCUUCCGCAUAA
Molecule: messenger RNA, 1416 nt
Organism: Ogataea philodendri
Lineage: Eukaryota; Fungi; Ascomycota; Pichiomycetes; Pichiales; Pichiaceae
Exons: 1
Coding region: 1-1416 (471 amino acids)
Cellular component (GO): membrane; oligosaccharyltransferase complex
Source: RefSeq, a predicted model, not a curated record